This is a messenger RNA of Pogoniulus pusillus (Red-fronted tinkerbird), 2720 nucleotides long. RefSeq names its product cholecystokinin B receptor (gene CCKBR). Gene Ontology annotation, cellular component: plasma membrane. The transcript has 5 exons. Gene Ontology annotation, biological process: neuropeptide signaling pathway. Lineage: Eukaryota; Metazoa; Chordata; Aves; Piciformes; Lybiidae. The record is from RefSeq and is a predicted model, not a curated record. The coding region runs from base 457 to 1740 and encodes 427 amino acids. Gene Ontology annotation, molecular function: neuropeptide receptor activity; gastrin receptor activity.
GAUGGGGACAAGGCAGGACCAAGGUGGGACAGGGAUGGGGACAGGGGAAGGUCCGGGGGUGGCAGAGGCUGGCACCGGCAUGUGCCAGGAGGCUCUCGGGCUAAACGGGCACGGGGAACGUGCGUGGGUGGUGGUAGUGACGCAACUCGGGACCCCCGGAGACCCCCCUGGGGACACCCCCCCGGGGACACUCGGUCCUUGCCACCUCCCUUCCCUAUGCCCCGGUGCCCGCUGCCACCUCCUCCUACCCAGUGGCUCCUCCUCGGGGCUCCCUCCGCCUCCCGGUGCCGCCUCCGCCGGGAGCCGCCUCCCGUUCACUCUCCCGGUGGCUCCGGAGCCGAAAGGAGCAUCCCGGGGGCUUCCCGGGGCUCCUCCCGGUGCCACCGGAGAGGGUGGGGGCGGGAGGGGGGGCGGGGUAUGUGAGGUGCCGGUAGGCGGCGGGCACCUGCCGGUGCCAUGGACCCCUCGAGCUUCAACGAGUCAUUGCGGGAGCUUCUCUGCCUCCCCGGGAACGGCUCCAUCAACGGGACCGGGACCGGCAGCACCGGGAACGGCUCCGCCUGCGACCUCCUGAGGAGGGGCUUCCGCGGGCCGCCGGCACCCACAGAGCUGGAGCUGUGGGCACGGGUCCUGCUCUACGGACUGAUCUUCGGGCUGAGCGUGGUGGGCAACGCCCUGGUGGUGGCAGUGUUGGCACUCAACCGGCGCCUGAGGACUGUCACCAACCUCUUCCUCAUGUCCCUGGCACUGAGCGACCUGCUGCUGGCAAUCUGCUGCAUGCCCUUCACCCUCCUGCCCAACCUGAUGGGCACCUUCAUCUUCGGAGAGGUCAUCUGCAAGCUCAUGGCCUACCUGAUGGGGGUGUCGGUCUCGGUGUCGACCUUCAGCCUGGUGGCCAUCGCCAUCGAGCGGCACAGUGCCAUCUGCCACCCGCUGCAGGCGCGCGCCUGGCAGACCCGCUCCCACGCCUGCAGGGUGAUCGCUGCCACCUGGCUGCUCUCGCUGCUGCUCAUGGUGCCCUACGCCGUCUACAGCACCACCCGCGCCGCGCCCGCCGGCGCCACCCGCUGCCUGCACGCCUGGCCCAGCCAGGAGGUGCGCCAGGGAUGGUACCUGCUGCUGCUGCUGCUGCUGUUCUUCGUGCCAGGCCUGGUGCUGGCAGUGUCCUACAGCCUCAUCUCCAGGGAGCUCUGCCGGGGGCUGCGCUUCCAGCUGCACCUCAAGGGGCAGAUGCCAGCUCCAGCGCCCCCUGGCGACGACGGCGACGGCUGCUACGUGCAGCUGGCAGGGGCUGGCAGCACGCUGGAGCUGCGGGCGCUGGCGGGGGCCGGCCCGGGGCGGGCGCGGGCGAACAGCUCGGAUGCCAAGCUGGCUGCCAAGCGCAGGGUGAUCCGCAUGCUGGCCGUCAUCGUGGCGCUCUUCUUCCUCUGCUGGCUGCCAGUCUUCGCCGCCAACACCUGGCGAGCCUUCUCGCCGCGGGCGGCGCAGCGGGCGCUGGCUGGCACCCCCAUCUCCUUCAUCCACCUGCUCUCCUACACCUCGGCCUGUGCCAACCCCCUCAUCUACUGCUUCAUGAACCGCCGCUUCCGCCAGGCGCUCCUGGCCACCGCCUGUGCCAGCCCCUGCCAGCCCCGCGCCCGCCCGCGCCCAGCGCUGCCGCCCGCCGCGGAGCUGCCAACCGCCAGCGCCUCGCUCUCCAGGGGCAGCUGCGCCACGGUCAGCAGCCUCGCUGCGCCCUGAGGGCGCCGGGCACGCCCCGGGCACAGCCAGCGCCAGCCCCCGGAGCUCGGCUGCCCUGUGCCCGCUCUGUGCCCGGGACGCGCCUGCCCUCUGCCCACUCCAUAGCCAGGAUGCGGCCAGAAGUUGUCUGCUCUGUACUCACCCUCUGCCCAGCUGGCAGCCAGAGUGUGCCCAGGAUGUGCCCACCUCGUGGUCGGAAGUUGUCUGCUCUAUAUUCACCCUCUGCCCAGCUGGCAGCCAGAGUGUGCCCAGGAUGUGCCCACCUCGUGGCCAGAAGUUGUCUGCUCUGUACUCAUCCUCUGCCCAGCUGGCAGCCAGAGUGUGCCCCGGAUGUGCCGACCUUGUGGCCAGAAGUUGUCUGCUCUAUGCUCACCCUCUGCCCAGUUGGCAUCCAGAACAUGCCCAGGAUGCACCUGCCCUGUGCCCAUUUCAUAGCCAGGAUGUGGCCAGAAUUUGUCUGCUCUGUACCCACCCUCUGCCCAGCUGGCACCCAGAAUGUGCCCAGGAUGCGCCUGCCCUGUGCCCAUUUCAUAGCCAGGAUGUGGCCAGAAGUUGCCUGCUCUGUACCCACCCUCUGCCCAGCUGGCACCCAGAAUGCGCCCAGGAUGCACCUGCCCUGUGCCCGCUCCAUAGCCAGGAUGUGCCCACCGCGUGGUCAGAAGUUAUCUGCUCUGUACUCACCCUCUGCCCAGCUGGCAGCCAGAAUGUGCCCAGGAUGUGCCCACCUUGUAGCCAGAAGUUAUCUGCUCUAUACUCACCCUCUGCCCAGCUGGCAUCCAGAACAUGCUCACCUUGUGUCCAGGAUGUGCCUGCCCUGUGCCCACUUCACAUCCAGAAUGUGCCCACCUUGUGUCCAGAGUUUGUCUACCCUGUACCCACUGUGCCUGCCCUGUGCUCAGAAUGUGCCCACUCUGGGCCUAGCCUGUGCCCAAAACUUACCAACCACGUGCCCAGAAUAUACCAACAAUGUACUAAUCCUG